Messenger RNA from Planococcus citri (citrus mealybug), 1182 nucleotides. Its product is annotated as peptidyl-prolyl cis-trans isomerase-like. Lineage: Eukaryota; Metazoa; Arthropoda; Insecta; Hemiptera; Pseudococcidae. The transcript is spliced from 3 exons. The coding region runs from base 98 to 703 and encodes 201 amino acids. Gene Ontology annotation, biological process: protein folding; protein peptidyl-prolyl isomerization. Gene Ontology annotation, molecular function: peptidyl-prolyl cis-trans isomerase activity. The record is from RefSeq and is a predicted model, not a curated record. Gene Ontology annotation, cellular component: intracellular membrane-bounded organelle.
GCCAGUGCUAUCGUUGGUGGUUGAGUUUUCUGAACGUCCAAUCUGAUUCGUGUAUAAUCGAUAAAUCGGCGUAUGCGGGCAUUCGCAUUAGUUGGUAAUGGUGUAUACCGGUGUAAUUGCUUCUAGAUUCGGCCUAGCUGUUUGCGGUAGUGCUGUGCAUUCUAUUAAAGUAAAUUCGUUUAAUUUUAUUCGUCAAGCUUCAAAAAUGGCAUCGCUACCGAGAGUAUUUUUCGAUAUGACUGCGGAUGACCAGCCAGUUGGAAGAAUUGUCGUCGAAUUACGCAGCGAUGUUGUACCGAAAACUGCCGAGAACUUCCGCGCUUUGUGUACCGGUGAAAAAGGUUUCGGAUACAGAGGCAGUACUUUCCACAGGGUAAUUCCGAAUUUCAUGUGCCAAGGUGGUGACUUUACCAAUCACAAUGGCACUGGCGGUAAAUCGAUCUACGGUAACAAAUUCGAAGACGAAAACUUCACCUUGAAACACACCGGACCUGGUGUCUUAUCAAUGGCCAACGCCGGACCCAACACCAACGGUAGCCAGUUUUUCAUUACAACUGUAAAAACGACAUGGUUAGAUGGCAAACACGUCGUAUUCGGUACCGUCAUCGAAGGUAUGGAUGUUGUGAAGAAAUUAGAAUCGUACGGUAGUCAGAGCGGCAAAACGACCAAGAAAGUCGUCGUGCAAAACAGCGGCCAAUUGUAAUAGAAACACGCUAUAUUCCAUACUAAAAAAAAAAAAUCCAGCUAUAUUUUUUGCGAUAUUUUUCCAUCGCUGCAUCGAUUUCCAAUCAGUAUUUCUCAUGCGCAAGGUAUAGCAUUUCGUGAAUAUUUUUUACAGCUUAAUAAACUAUGUUUCGUCCGAGUUGCAUGUGCGACACAAUUACUUGGAACAAAUUUUAUCUUAUUUCUGGGUGUAAUUCGUUCGAAGGGCACGCCGUAUCGUAAUUACCUCUUUUCUAUUCUGUAUUUUAUUAUUUGAAUCGCGAAUUAUUAUUGUAAUCGUUAUUUUUUCUAGUAAAAAUAGGUGAUUAGAUCCAUGUUUAGAAUAUACUAUUAUACGAACACGUAAGACGGAGAUGAAACAUAAUUUAUUAAUAUGGUAACAAAAUCUGUAAUUACAAAAGAGUACAUAUUUGAAAUUUGUUUAAUUUUAAUGUAAUUAAAUAACAUUUUAAAAAUUGA